Molecule: messenger RNA, 360 nt
Organism: Enterobius vermicularis (human pinworm)
Lineage: Eukaryota; Metazoa; Nematoda; Chromadorea; Rhabditida; Oxyuridae
Source: the annotation of a GenBank genome assembly
AUGCCGCCGGCCGACCGUUUAAGAGUUGUUCUCGUAGUCUUCGCAGAGUGGAGGAUCGGGCUUGUGGUACGUAAUAUUUGCCCCGUGGAGACUGGUCGGAUAGUUCCAGAUGUAUUUGUAUGCCAGCGAGAGUUUGGUGUGCGCCGUCGGUUGGUGUUUAUUGCGAUUUGUAGGCUGUUACCAAUGCAUGCGCAACCGGCUGUAAGUAGUCGUCCGAACAGCCAGAAUAUUGCUCGUACGAGUCUGAAAAUUAUUAUUAGACAGUUUGUAAGGACCGUGGGUCCCAGCUUGGCACAACAUGGCGUCAAAAGAACGGGGACAAUCACUGUUAGGAUGAUAGCUACUAGUAUGAUUUUCUAG